AUGAACGUGUUUGACGGAGAGUUUGUGCUAGCGAUCCCCGACGAAGAUACCUACGACAGCAAUGGCAAGAUUCUGAUGCGCGAUAGCUUUCCAUUCUCCGGCCCACUGACUGAAUUACUAACCUCUGGAGACAGGCUGAUUAUCGAUGGCAUACUGAAGAGGGGUAGGAGUAUCCGUCAUCGCGGAGCGGCAUUCGUCUAUGUCCCUAACUCGGGCUGCUGGUGUCAUAGUCGUGGGCCCACAUCAACCAAAUAUAUUAACGAUGUCCUUGGAGACGAGAAUGUCUCCGUAGGCUACCACGGAUCUACACUGCCUUAUCUCAAUAUGCUUGAUCGCUACUCCCUGAACGUCCGGCCUAUACUAAAAAGCAUCUGUAUUUCAGUUUAUCGCCUGAAUUUCGAGAUUCUGGAGGAGAAGACCAUCUUUAGAACCAGCCACGCAAUAGUACCCAUGAGAACAGAUGAUUACGGAGCGGUAGAACUUCUCAUGUCUGCCUUCUGCUUUAUGCCGAUAAACCUGGGAACAUUACCUAAGAAAAUGCCGAAUAUCUCGAUGUCAUCUGCAGAGGAAGUACUCAGCGUUACUAUGGAUAGGCGGUCGAUCGACGUCAAAAUGUGGUGCAUAGGAAAUUCCCUGCAGGAUCCUGUCAUGACUCCACGCCUCUUAUUCUUUUACGGGAUCGGCGGUGAAGGAAAAAGCAUUACGAUAUCGACGAUAACUUCCAAUCUUCCAGGUGUGGUGGGGACUCUCACACGGGAUUACGUUGGCAGAAGCGUAGACAAGAUCGAUGAGGCUGAUAUGGAAAAGAUGAUGGAGAAUAGGUUCGUGUCUUAUGGCGACGUCUCGAUAGGCUACAAGGGAUACAUCAAUGACUCCUUCCUCAAGAUCAUGUCUGGAAACGACUCGGUAUCUACGAAAACGAUGACGGGGAAGCUCCAAUGCGCUGGCCUCUUUGCAAUGAAUGCUCCGUGGAAGGCCUACAAGUCUGUCAUGAUGCCCUGGUUCGCGCGCCGUGCCAUUUGCCUCACAAUAGAUAAACCGUCCAAGGGAGCCAAGCCACCACAGGAAUCGUUUUCGGAGGAGGAGAUACUCACGUUCAUUCACAGGUGCCUACUAGUGCGUAGCUAUCACAAGUAUGUACAUAUCGAUGCAGCGAUCCUCCUACGUACUUUAUUCGGCGCAGACUUAUACCAAUACUGCCGCGGAGUUACAAUCGAUGAGAACACGUCCUACAUGAUGAACCUCGUUGCUACCUAUUCCAUUUCGAACUGCUGUGGACUAGAUAUUAAAUCCCUGCUAUGGCUUACAAGAAGCAUGUGCCCCUCUUUGUUGCGAGACGAGGAAGACAUAUCGGGUAAGCUGAAGAGGAAUGCCGUGAUAACGCCUGUCUAUACUCUGCGUGCAGGAUUAGCAUGGGAAGAAACGUCGGAGAUGACUAGUAUGUUCUGCUUUGAUAACGCCAUCGUCGAGUACCGUGAUAAUAUCGGUAUUCCUGCGCCUUCUGCUAACAGCUUGACCGGCGUGAAGUCCUGCUAUAUGGAAACCUACGCAUCUGUCGGCAUCCCGCUUGCUCGUUACCACUGGCUCCUGGCAAUGCUCAGAUCUACAGGUGUAAACGUAGCCUCGAGUGAGCGCGAUCAAGAAUUCAGUGACUACGUAUGGACGAACGCAAACAUAACCAAGAACUAUCACCCGGUUGCCCUGAUCGAGACAGAGGGCGGGCUGGACAGUUACGGAGAUGCCGACAAGAACCUGAUGCAUAUUAUCCGUCAGGCGAAGUCAAAUGUUAUAGGUGUUGUUGGCGUGGAGAUUACUCUGAAACGUGGAAAGGACUACGCAGCCUCAGGAAUUCGUCGUGUCACGCUAAGCCUAAAGAGUAUGCAGGUCCAUGAUCUAACAACGAUACGUUCGCCUCCCUUGAAUAGGGCCCUUGUCUUCGAGAGCAGUGGGACGAAAGCAUCCAAACGUCUUAUUGAAGCGCUGCAACCCAAGAAUCGUGACAUCAGCUCAGCCCAGGCCCCCAAGAAGUAA
Molecule: messenger RNA, 2031 nt
Organism: Peronospora belbahrii
Lineage: Eukaryota; Oomycota; Peronosporomycetes; Peronosporales; Peronosporaceae
Source: the annotation of a GenBank genome assembly